AAUUUAGCACAGUCAGUGUAUAAAACCAGAAGAUGCAUUCUGCAUUCCGAGAUGGUGCGUAUGGGUGUCCUCCGAGACGGUAGAUGACCCCUAGCCGUCUAUCCAUGGACGUUCAUGCGUUUCGAGGUGUCCAUUGGGUCUGUCUUUAUUGAUAAGCGGCGAGCCAAAGCGGCGCUGCGAUCUUUUGCUCUUAUUUAAGCUGCGUCAUGGAGACGGACAGGGUGUGGGCCAACUCGACCACGACGCUGACGUCCGAGCGGGAGCCCAGCGCGCCUCCGGACGACGCGAGGCUCGAGUUCAUCCGUCGUCACGUGGUGCGCACGUUUCCUGGUGUUAAGAUCGAUUCACUGAACCGCAAGUUCGCGACAGACGCCGUGGCCUCGAGACUCUUCGACUUCCUGCACGUUCCCGACGCGCGACUGUUGCUGUUCACAGACCAUGGAGACGAAUCUAGUGGCAUCGUGGACACUUAUUCAACACCUCCAGCGCAUCUCUUUGGAGACGCCUCCAAGAGCAAGAACCGAUCUCCAGUCACGGUCUUGUACCUGCUCAAGACUGUCAAAGGACCCAUAAGCGCGACCAAGUUCCAUGAAGAAAUCAUGUCCGGUACCUUGGAGAAAAACGCUCUCGAGUCGCUGGCUGUGAUGCUGCGCGACGUGUUCAUCCCGCUUAUUGGGAACCAGCGCAACCAGCAGAUGUGGCCCGAGAUGGUCACAACGUCCAUCAUUAACAAUGUCCAUGGCUUCUUCUCUAGCCUACAGAUCACUCUGGGACAGACAAAAGGCGCUACGUGUCUCCCACUUCCGUGGGAUCAGGCAGUCAUGGAGAGUGCGGCCAAGUCGUCGCCCAAUGGAGACGCGUCAAGCUCGUUCUCCAAGGGUCAAGAUUUCAACACUAUCAGUGGACUUGGGAAGGACCAAGUGCAUAGCUUGGAGGGGAGUCUGAUUACCUGGACCAAGCAGAUCAAGAACAUCCUCAAACAAGACCCCGAAGCGCUGUUGAACCAGCGGGACCAUGCCCACCAAGGCCCCAUGGAAGAGCUGCACUUUUGGGCAGCAAAGGCAAAGAACCUCAACUCGAUUUUCGCCCAGUUGCAGUCCGACAGUAUUCGCAAAGUGUUGCAGUAUCUGGACGCGUCCAAGAGCACUUACAAUAUCCCGUUUGCAAAGCUGUGCAAGGAGGUUUUCCUUGCCAGAGCCGAAGCCAAUGAUAACAAGCACUAUCUGUGGCCAUUGGCUAAGUGGUUCGAGCAGUUGGCGAGUGCACAAAGCCUGCCAGAAAUCCGAGAUCUCUUUCGGCCAAUCUGCCACUCCAUUCUACUGAUCUGGAAGUCGAGUCGGUUCUACAACACUCCGGCGCGACUGGUUGUGUUGAUUCGACAGAUCUGCAACGAAAUUAUCAGGAAGGCGAUGAUGCACUUGAACGGCGAGAAACUAUUCGAGCUGUUCGAUCAAGGCGAGCUGGAGCAGGCAAACAGCAUGCUGCAAGUGUCUUUGCAGGUGUGCGCUCACUUCAAAAGCGUCUACUUUGACUACAAGGCGAAAUCUGUUACCGAGGUGCCAGGCAAUCCGUGGCGAAUUCAGAACAACGCCUUGUUUAUUCGUCUUGAUGCUUUUCUCGAGCGAUGUCACGAUGUUUUGGAGUUGACGCAGACUAUUUACCAGUUCCAGAAACUUGCCCAGAUGGAGAUCGGAGGCACGAAGGGUAAAACACUCACGACUAGUGUGCACCAAAUCUACGCGGAUUUUCAAGAAACGUUGGCACAGAUGAAGAACGUCCAGUACGACCUAAUGGAUCUCGAUGCCAAGCACUUUGAAGACGAUUUUUACGCCUUUCGCUCGAAGAACAAGGAGUUGGAGCGACGUCUAGCUUCUGUGAUCAACCAGGCUUUCGACGAUGCCAAGACUAUUGUGGGACGCUUUAAAUGCUUGGACUGCUUCGAAGAUCUGCUCGACCGACAGAUUAUCAAGAACGAGCUAGAACGGAAGCAUACGUCGCUUAUCGCGUCGUAUGCGAGCGACCUGCAUGUGGUGCAGCAGAUAUUCAUCGAGAAUCGAGACCAUCCGCCGAUAUCUCCCAACCUCCCGCCAUUUGCUGGUGCUGUUACGUGGUGUCGGGGACUUGGUGAGCGUAUUAAAUUCCCUAUGGAGAAGCUGAAGCAGAUUUCCCCAAGGAUUGUGCUUGAGCGUGAGGAUUCAAAAGAAGCCAUGAAGUUGUACACGAAUGUGAUGGCAAUGCUGCAGGAGUACGAGGUUCAGAACGUUAAGCAGUGGGGGAUUUCAAUCGAGACUUCUUCAAAGGCCAAACUCAAGCUUCCACUUAUCAGACGCGAACCUGCUCCAGGAUCUACCAGUAUUGAUACAUCUACGAGCUCGGUCGUUAAAGAACAGCAACAACCAGGGGCAUCCCAAUCCAAUGCAGGGUUACUGUUCGUAAACUUCGAUGCUGCUUUAGUGCAGUUGCUGCGCGAAGUUAAAUACUUCCUGUUGCUUGGGUUGGAUAUCCCAGAGGAUGCGUUGGAGAUCUACAAACGUGCUGAAGUAUUCCGACGCCAGACUGGAAACUUGGAGCUAAUCGUCGAUAUGUAUAACACUAUCCACUUGACACUGUUACCAGUUGAAAAACCUCUUGUCAAGGGCUAUCUGGAGCGAAUGGAUCAAGUGUUAAAUAAAGGCAUUAAAGCCUUAAACUGGAAGUCUCACGGUAUCGAUGUGUUCCUGAAAGAGUCCAUGACGGUGGUAAAUGAGGCCAACACCCUGUUGAGUCAGCUGAAGACGCACCAAAACCGUGUCGCUGAGUUGUUGGAUAUAUGGAAUUCGCCGCCGCUGCUGUUUGAGCGGAAGAGCAAAGCAUUGUCAGUCGAAGAAUUCGAGGAGCUUCAGAAGGCUUUGUGUCAACAAAAGUACCAUGUGAUCAAGGAAGGUGGCAAUGAGAUCCAUCGUCUGCUUAAGGAUACGCUGAAGCACUUGCGUGUGGCUCAAGGAAGCCCCGACUGGAGAGCGUAUGUCGACUACGUCAGCGGGAUCGUUGAGGACGGGCUCGCUCGAGUGAUUCUUCAAUCGCUUGGGCAGUUGAGAGAGCAGCUAGACCCCAAGCGUAUCGAGAGUGAGGACAUUCCAGCCUUACUCGAAGUUGAGUUGGAUUUGUACGGCAAAGAUAUCGUGUAUUUUCCAACCAUCCAAAGCACAGCGGCGAAAAGCGGCGUGGAAGAUCUUAUCAUGCGUCGAAUGGAAGCGAUUCUUCAUUCCUCGACAGUAUUCAAGCGGUUGGACAGCUCCGAGGGAUCCUAUUUGAAAGAGAUGCGAGAGAACAUGCAGAUCCAGCUGCUUAUUGCAGAUAUAUCGUCAUUCCUUGACCAGAACCAGAAGGCUUGCGCUGCAUUCCGUUAUGCGCUCACCAAGUACGAGUAUCUAUGGACGACCGACUUGCCGCAAAUGUUCCAGACUUUCCUCUGUACAGCGUGGUCUCCCUAUCCGUACACAGAUGACCAGGGCUCUCGUGGCAAAAUUGUGUACGCAGACAACUUGCCCUCAGCUGCACCUCCACCAUCGAAAUCUGUUGCUGUGACUGAGAAAAGUGCUCCGAAAUCGAUAAUUUCUGCUGGCUCUGCGAUGGCUAUACCUCCUCCGUUGCCUGCCCAGCUCCUCAAUCUCGAGCGCUUUCAAGAGAAAAUCAGUUUCUUCCUUGGCCUUCAGAACGAAAUCUCCGAGUCGAAACACGUGAAAGACGUGGGUUUCGUGCGUGUGAAUUCCCUCCCGAUCAAGCAGGCGUUGUCGACGUGGGUGACGAAAUGGGUGUACUUAUUCACGCAGUAUUUGCACGAUCGAGUUGUCAACCAGCUUGUGUGGAUAGAGACCUUCAUGCAGAAGGUAAACGCUGGUCUGGACAUCGAGAUCGACGCCGCGAACGCCGACAAGGAGAAGCUGAUGCAGUGCAUGUUGCACAUUCGUGACGUUCGACAUCUGAUGCGCGAAGACUUGCUCGUGAACUUCGUGCCGCUGAAGGAUUUUGUCGCGCUUCUGAAGCUAAAUGGCAUUGCACUGGAUAUGUCGUACGUUGGCAAAGAAAAUGUGUUGACGUUCUUAGAGCAAGCCCCGAUCCGGUGGGAAAACAUGGUGAACAAGACGUUCAAGAAGAAGGAAGUGAUCCAACCACUGCAGAACCAGAUGAUGGAAUCGAUUCGACAAGAAGUGGCGGAGUUCAACCGACGUCUUGCUGCUAUGAAAGAAGAAUUCAAGGUCACAGCUCCGCUGUAUGCUCCCUCCGACAGUCGAUCGAUAGCGGAUGUGUAUGAUCAGCUGGAUGCAUACAACGCAAAGCUGUAUCAAGUCGAACAGGAAGCUGCGAGACUAAUGGAGCUGGAAGAUAUUUUCGAGCUGGCGUCCAGCAAGUUCGACGUGCUGUCAACGCUACGUGUCAAUUUUACCACUCUCAAGCACAUCUGGGACUUUGUCGCGCUGCUGGACUCGAUUUACGUGAACAAGUGGCAACCAUUGCCCUGGAACGAUCUGGAUGCUGAUGCACUAAUGGAAGAAGUCGAUGAGCUUGAGCGUCAUCGUCAUGCUUUGUUUGCAUCCGCUCGCGGUGUGAAGGAAUGGUCUAUCUACGAUUACCUCGAACAGAAGCUGCAUCAAAUGACAGUGAUCUUGCCCCUUGUCAAGCAUUUACACUCUCCAGCCGUGCGCGACCGACACUGGAAGAACCUGAUGGUGUUAGCUAAGAAGCACUUUGAUCUAUCUGGAGCUGGUGGGCUGAGUGAGAUAAGCAGCGGUGGUAAAAGCUCACUGCGAUUCGAAGAAGUGCUCAAGCUGGAGCUCUUUCGCUUUGUCAACGAAGUCAAUGAGCUCGUGGAAGUGGCAGCCAGGGAGUUCAAGAUCGAGCAGCAAUUGCAGUCUAUUGACACAACGUGGAAUGGAUUCCAGCUCGAGUUUGUUCCUUAUCAAACGGCAGGAAGCAAGGCUUCGUCCAGUGGAGACCACGCGCGUGAGCCUGCUAUUUCAGUUGAAGGUAACGAUGCAACGUCAAGCACGAAUGCCUUGACGGAAGCGGGUGAGACAAUGGAGGGUGACAUUAUGAUUCUGAAGAUGCCGAACGUCAUCAUCGAGUGCCUUGAAGAGCAUCAACUACAGCUACAAACGAUGGCCGCCACGGGGAAGUUUGUUGCUUACUUUAAAGACAAAGUGUUUGAGUGGCAGUUGCGGUUGGGCAACGUUGAUACGAUCCUGAAGCUGUGGAUUACUCUCCAACGACAAUGGUGCAGUUUGGAAUCCAUUUUUCUAAGCUCAGCGGGCGAUAUUCAGCGACAGUUGCCGUCAGAAUACCAGCGGUUUGAGCAUGUUGACGAGGCAAUGAAGGAUCUCUUCGCAGACGCGCGGAUGUCUCCAUCAGUGCUGGUUGCUUGCUGUCAACGCGAAGGUCGUGAAGCUGUGCUUCGUGACCUGCAGGUGGAGCUUGAGAUCUGUCAGAAGGCUCUUAAUCAGUAUUUGGACGGCAAGAAGGACAUCUUCCCGCGGUUCUACUUCGUCUCCACGGCGUCGCUGCUCGAGAUUCUGUCAAACGGUAACCAUCCGCCUCGCAUCCAGCCCCACUUCGGCAACUGCUUCGAUGGUAUUGAGUCGUUUGAAUUUAUCAGUGCUCAGUCCGCUUUAGAGUCUAAGAACUCGUCUGGAGGGAGUUUGUCGGGCCGAAAGAUGUCUUCGACGCCGUCAUCAGCCUCAUUGGAAGAGCGAUUCUUGGCGAUGGCGAUGAUCUCGAAGGAAGGCGAAGUGGUGCAGUUCCCGGACUCGCAUUUGAUCCAUGGAACAGUGGAAAACUGGUUCAAUGACCUGGUGUUCGUGAUGCAAGAUACUUUGCGGCAGAAGAUUUUCGAGGCAGUUGAAAGCAGUGCCCUGUGGGGAGUUGACUGUGCUCGCCACACGUGGGUCUUCGAUUACCCGGCGCAAGUUGCUCUGCUGGGAAGUCAGAUCGUCUGGACGGAGGAGGUUGAAAUGGCAUUGGAGGAGUUUGAAAAUGGAACGGAAGAUGCCAUCAAGAAAUACUAUGAUGUAUCAACAGUGCGAUUGGAGGAGCUGAUCAAGCUUGUGCAGGGUCAGCUCGGAGCAUUAAACCGCCAGAAGAUCAUCACUCUUAUUACUGUUGACGUCCAUGCGCGUGAUGUGGUGCAGUCAUUGAUCACGAAGAAAGUCUCGAGCUCGCUGGAUUUCCAAUGGCAGUCGCAACUGCGCUACUACACGACGCCAGUAUUGACCAGUGCGGGCCUAAAGAAGGAAGUUCACAUCAAGAUUUGCGACUUCCGCUCGUUCUACAGCUACGAGUACACAGGCAAUUGUGGACGCUUGGUGAUCACACCUCUGACUGACCGUUGCUACGUCACUCUUACCACAGCGCUGCGACUGUGUCUUGGCGGAGCGCCUGCGGGUCCAGCCGGAACAGGAAAAACCGAGACGACUAAGGACCUUGCUCGUGGAAUGGGCCUUCAGUGCUACGUCUUCAAUUGCAGUGACCAGAUGAAUUACUUGACGAUGGCCAACAUUUUCCGUGGAUUAGCUCAAACAGGAGCUUGGGGCUGCUUUGACGAGUUCAAUCGUAUCUCAGUGGAGGUUCUGUCGGUGGUGGCAACCCAGGUGAAGACUGUACUAGAUGCGAAUACCUUACUGGUUGCGUCAACGAACCGGGGAGCGUCAACUGGCAGCGGAGAUGUUGGUUCGUCAGGAGGAGAAGGAAGCACUCAGCAACCCAUAGCGAUGCCAAGAGCCGGUAAUUGCGAGUUUUUCGGUAAAACGAUCGCGUUGGAACCGACAGUUGGAUUCUUCAUCACGAUGAAUCCUGGAUAUGCUGGUCGCGCAGAGUUACCAGAGAACCUAAAGGCUCUGUUCCGUUCGUGUGCGAUGAUCAAACCGGACUUGCAGCCUAUUUGCGAGAACAUGCUGAUGGCCGAGGGCUUCCUGAAGGCUCGAAUGCUUUCCGUCAAGUUUGUGACGUUGUACGAUCUGAGCAGUGAGUUGCUUUCCAAGCAGAAACACUACGACUGGGGCUUACGCUCUGUCAAGUCGGUUCUUCUCGUCGCUGGUAGCCUGCGUCGUGCACACUCCACACUGUCUGAAGAGACUGUACUGAUGCAAGUGCUGCGCGACUUUAACACACCGAGAAUCCUCCCUCCAGACUAUCCGGUCUUCAUGGGUUUAUUGCGAGACCUGUUCCCGAAAGAAGAACUUCCACAUCUCAAGAACGACUCUCUGCAGUCAAAAUGUGCUCGUGUGUGUGCGCAGAAGAAGCUUCAACCAGAAGAAGGGUUCCUGAAGAAGAUGAUGGAGUAUGAAGAAGUACUGAAGGUGCGACACAGUGUGAUGCUUAUUGGACCUGCUGGAUGCGGCAAAAGCACGAUCUGGAACACACUGGCUGCGUGCCAUAACGCUGAUGAGGAAGGAAAUGCCUUGGCAAAGCACUUGACUGUGUGUGAGAGUGUCAACCCGAAGGCCAUUACGGCCGACGAACUGUACGGAUACAUGACCCUUGACAACGACUGGAAAGACGGCGUGCUGUCGUCUAUCAUGCGCAACAUGUCGAAGAACGUGCCACCAUUUAGCGAAUCACAGACGUACAAGUGGGUCGUACUGGACGGCGACAUCGACGCAGUGUGGAUCGAAAGCAUGAACACUGUGAUGGACGACAACAAGGUCCUCACGCUGGUGUCGAACGAGCGUAUCCCGUUGACAAAGUCGAUGAGAUUGGUGUUUGAAAUCUCGUCGCUAGUGAACGCAACACCGGCCACGGUAUCGCGCGCAGGAAUCAUUUACGUGGAUGAAGGGCACAUUGGAUGGUACCCAGUUGUGGAGUCCUGGUUGCAGCAGCGUGAAAGUAGUGCCGAGGCAGGAAUCCUUCCUGGCCUCUUCAAGAAAUACAUGGAUGGCAUGUUCUCCGCGCUGGAUGAGACAAAAGCAGAGACGAUCGUGCCAAUAGUUCCCGUUGCCCUCGUGGAAAUGCUUUGUCGUCUCUUGGACGGAUUGCUGAGCUCGGUUGGUGAGCACGAGAAAACCCCUGAGGUUCUGGAGAAUGCGUUUAUCUACUGUGGAUUGUGGGCGUUUGGAGGCGCUUUAGCCACCGACAAGGGACCGGAUGAUCGUGCUGCGUUCUCUACGCAUUUCAAGGUCGUCGCUAAGUACAAGUUUGCCUCCAGUUCAACUAACGCCGGAUCAACUUCAGGCAGCGCUGAUGCCAAUAGUGCGGCGAUGCUGGCGAGUGGUAACGCGAAUCUCUUCGAUUAUUACUAUGAUAUCACACGUAAUGAGCUGAUCUACUGGGGCGACAAGAUCCCGUCGCUUACGCCUGUAGGGGACGUCCCAUUCCAUGCGCUUAUUGUCCCCACCCUGGAAUCUGCUCGUGUGCACUCGAUCAUUGACUUGCUGGUGCGCAAGAGGAAUCCGACGAUUCUAGUGGGUUGCAGUGGAUCAGGCAAGUCGUCACUACUUCACGAGCACAUGAAAGGACUGGAAGAUGACACCACCUUUGCCUAUGUGAGCAUGCAUCACUACAUGGACGCACGCGAGUUUCAAUCUCGCCUGGAACAGUAUCUGGAGAAAAGAUCGGGUCGUGUGUACGGACCGCUGUACAACCGCAAGCUCAUCUACUUCUUGGACGAUCUUAACAUGCCGUUUGUAGAAGAGUUUGGGACCCAAACUGCUCUUGCACUUUUGCGGCAGUAUAUGGACUACAACUCGUGGUACGACCGCCACGAUUUAUCGUCGAAGAAGCUGAUCCACGACGUCCAAUUCCUUGCCUGCAUGAACCAUAAGGCUGGCUCGUUCACUGUUAACCCUCGUCUUCACCGUCACUUCUCAACACUGUGCAUCAGCAUGCCGUCCAAGCACGACCUCACGACCAUCUACUCUGCGCUACUGAACCAGCAUCUGACGAGCUUUGCGGACAAGAUCAAGAAGCUCGCACCUUCCAUCAUCACUGCAACGAUUGAUCUGUACACGGAGGUUCGAGCAAACUUCCUCGCAACUGCGACCAAGUUCCAUUACGUGUUUAGUAUGCGCGAGUUGAGCUCGUUGUUUCAAGGCCUCUUCAUGGCUAGACCUGAAGCGUAUCUGAAUAAUUCGCUCCAGUUCUGUCGUCUCUGGAUUCACGAGUGUUUCCGAGUCUUCAGCGACCGUAUGAGUUCUCCCAGUGAGAUCCAGAGGUUUGCCGAAAUGGCUGUGGAGCAGACGAAGAAGAACUUUGAAGAGGACCAAGCAGAGAUCUUUGCAGCACCUCUCAUCUGUGUAAAUUUCCUGGGAGCUUCAUCAAUGUCGAUGGACGGCGAGUAUGGGGCCCCCACUCUCAGCUACGUCCCUGUAAUCGACAAGGCUCAACUCACUGCUUGCUUGGAGCGGAAGCUGGCUGAGUACAACGAGACGCAUCCAGUCAUGAGUCUCGUGUUGUUUGAUCAAGCGUUGGAGCACGUGACUCGAAUCGUUCGCAUCCUGGCAAACCCGAGAGGAAAUGCGCUUCUGAUUGGUGUUGGUGGCUCAGGAAAGCAGUCUCUCUCACGCUUAGCAGCGUUUAUCUGUGGCUACAAUUUGGUAUCGCUGACGACGAGUGCUUCUCCCUCGUACGGAAUGAGUGAACUAAAAGAAGACUUUAAGGAUAUCUACCGCAAAGCAGGCGUCCGACCAGCGAAGCCGAUCGUGCUGCUACUCACAGACUCUCAGAUCACUGACAAUCGUUUCUUAGUGCCACUGACCGAUGCGUUGACCUCUGGAUGUAUUGCGGAUCUGUUUUCUAGUGAAGAGAUGGAGUCCAUGGCGGGGUCCUUACGAAUGGAAGCGAAGGCACGUGGGAUUCCAGACACGAAGGAGCAGCUCCAAGAGUUCUUCUACGACCGAGUACGAAGCAAUCUGCACCUCAUCUUGGCCUUCUCACCAGUGGGUGGCGAUCUGCGUAUUCGAUGCAGAAACUUCCCGUCUCUGAUGAGUUGCUGUACUAUGAACUGGUUCCAUCCGUGGUCGAAAGAAGCGCUAGUGGAUGUGUCGCUCAAUUUCCUUCAAGACGUGGAUCUGUCCACACGUGCGAUCCAGGAGAAUGUCUGUCAUCACAUGGCCGAGUUGCACAUGUCGGUGACAACGGCUUGUACGAUGUAUGCGAAGAGCUACGGACGUCACAACUACGUGACUCCAACCUCUUUCUUGGAGCUUAUUCGCUUCUACCGAUCGCUUCUGGGAACGAAGCGUUCGUCUCAAACACUUAAGAUCAAGCGUCUUGAAGUGGGUUUGGCGACACUGAAGAAGACUUCACAGGACGUUGCAGGACUCCAAGAUGAGCUGAAACUGACAAUGAAGAAAGUGGAAGAGCGAAAGAAGGCUACAGAUCUCUUACUGGAGCAGAUGGGGAAGCAGCGUGGAGAUGCCGAAGUAAAGCAGCGUCGUGCCGAUGAAGAGCGCGCUAAAGCAGCCCAGGCAGCCGAGAUCGCUUCACAAAUUGAAGCACAGGCGUCUGUUGAACUUGCAAUCGCCAAACCAGCGUUAGAUGCUGCCCAGCAAGCUGUGAAUUGCCUCAACAAGGCGUCAUUGACCGAACUAAAGUCCAUGGGCAAACCUCCUGCUGGUGUGGAGAAAGUAACCGCAGCAGUUCUCAUGAUGGUCAAGAAAGAGACCAAGAACUUUAGUUGGGACAACGCCAAGAAGAUGAUGGCGAAGGUGGAUGUCUUCAAGCAAUCUCUCGAGCAGUACGACAAGGAGAACAUCCCUCUCGAUGUCGUCGCGCGUGUGGAGCCGCUGAUCCAAGAAGACCCGAAUUUCAACUACGAAAAGAUGAAGAGCAAGUCCGUCGCUGCCGCAAACUUGUGCGUGUGGGUCGUCAACAUCAUCUCGUUCCACCAGGUCUUCGUCCGUGUCAAACCAUUGAUGGAUACACUCGAAAAGGCUCGUCAGACCAAGGCUGAAGCGGAUAGUGAGUUAGCAUCAGUACAGAAGAUGGUGGCCGAAGUCGAAGCUCAUCUGAACGCGCUGCAAGCAUCGUUCAGAGAUGCUACAAACGAGAAGGCAAAAGUCGAGGCUGAAGCGCAAGCGUGUCAAGAGCGUUUGUCUCUAGCUGAGCGUCUCGUCAACGGUCUCGCGUCGGAGAAAGAGCGAUGGAGUCACGAGAUUGACGCCCUGAGAGCUGGUGAGAGCGCGCUUAUCGGUGAUUCGCUGCUCGCGGCAGGAUUUGUGAGUUACAUCGGCGCAUUUAACGCGAGCUUCCGAGCGCAGCUGUGGAAAAAUACUUGGUUACCAGAUAUCGUGACUCGAGAGAUCCCAAUUACGCUUGGAACUCCAGCAGACAUGGGUGGUGGCUCGAACGGAGCUGAGAACGCUAAUAAUGGAGAAUCAACUAACGAUACUGAUUCCUUGAUGGAACCAUCGACGGCUGCAUCCUCAGCUCCAAGUGGAAGUAUGGGCGUCGAUCCGCUUGAUGUGCUCAGUGACAGCAGUGACGUGGCUCAGUGGAUGAAUGAAGGAUUGCCAGCCGAUCGUAUCUCCAUCGAGAAUGGAUGCAUCAUCACGUCAUGUCAACGCUGGCCGCUUCUUGUGGAUCCUCAACUGCAAGGAAUUAUCUGGCUACGAGCUCGCGACUUCCGACACAAGAAAGCUGAAGAUCAGGACGAGUACGAAUCUGUUGGCCAAUCUCUGGUGAUUCUUCAGCCUGCACAGAAGAACUGGACAACCACGUUGAAAACUGCAAUUACAAGCGGACAGAGCGUCAUCUUAGAGAACCUUGGAGAGACUAUUGACGCGUCCUUGGAACCUGUCAUCAUGCGGCAGAUCUACAAGAAAGGGCGCAACUGGUUCCUCCAGUUCGCAGCUGAGGAGAUUGAAGUGGACCCUCGCUUUCGCUUGUACUUGCACACAAAGCUCCCAAACCCUCACUACCGACCGGAAAUCUUAGCGUACUGCACGCUCAUCGACUUCAGUGUCACGGAGAAGGGGUUGGAGGACCAACUUCUCGCUAAUGUGGUGAACCUGGAACAACCCGACUUAGAGACGCAGAAGCGCCAACUCCAACAAGAGUUCAACGGCUAUCAGAUCCAGCUAUUACAGCUCGAGAACGACUUGCUGGAGCGUCUAUCGAAUGCUCCAGACGACAUUUUGUCUGAUGUCCCGCUGAUCGAAGGCCUAGAGAAGACGAAAUUCACAGCUAUUGAUGUUGGGAUCGCAUUGAGGAAAGGCAAAGAUGCCGAGAGAGAGAUUAACCUCGCUCGAGAGGUCUACCGUCCUGUGGCCAAUGAAGCGAGCAUGAUGUACUUCUUGAUGAGUCAGCUCUGCAAGGUGAACCACAUGUAUCGCUACUCGCUCGAGUCGUACAUGACCUUCUUCUUCGUGGCUUUGGAUGGAGUCGCUCCGCCAGCUUUAACAUCGGACGAUACUCACAGCGGUAAUGCUCGUGAUCGCGUGGGGAUUUUGAAGGAGGCACUGCGCUGGACCAUCUUCUCAAUGGUGACGAGAGGUCUCUACGAAGAGCAUAAAUUGCUCUUCCUGACGCAACUGAUGUUUCUUUUGCUUCGUCGUGGGGUUAUCGGCGCAAACAGUGGCUAUGAACCUCAAUAUGCGCGGUUUUUACUGCAAGGAUCGAAGAUUGUGGGCCCAGAGAACACGAUAUCGUGGCUGAACGAGUCACAGUGGCAGUCGUUGCAAGCUCUGAUCACGUUGGCUCCUUUCGAGAGAUUCGUGUCGGAUUUUGAGGAGUCUGAACCGCGCUUCCGUGAAUGGUACAACUCAACUAGCCCCGAGUUGGAGAAAUUGCCACUGGAUUGGCGCGAACUGGACAAGUCGGCGCCGUUCUUGAAGCUGCUGGUGGUCAAGUGUCUGCGGCCUGAUCGAUUGACGCAAGCAGUGAGCAACUUCAUCGUCCAGACGCUCCCUAACGGUUGUCAAUUCCUCAAUUGUGACAGCCAACUCAACAGUUUUGCGAUCUUACAGAGUGCGUUCAAGGAGAGCUCUCCGUGGACGCCCAUGUACUUCAUCCUGUCUCCAGGCUCGGAUGUUGUGGCCGAUGUGGAUAAACUGGCAGUGCAAGACCAAGAGAGAAUUAAGGGCGUUGACUACCACAACAUUGCGCUGGGUCAAGGUCAAGAGCAGGUGGCCAUGAAGACGCUGCAUUUGUCGGUGGAGAAUGGUCACUGGGUGAUUCUCAACAACGUUCACUUGAUGCCCAAGUGGAUGCUGGAACUGGAUAAGUGGCUGGAGCAGUUAGCCAAGGCGAGUAAAACGGCUUCCUACGCUACACUUCGUAGCAAUCUGUCGAGUAGCAAGGAUAUCACUCGCAUGGGGACAAGUCGAUCAUUGUCGCUGUUGCCUCCGGCUGGAGCUGCAACUACAGGAAGUGGCAUCGGGACGUUGCAUCCGAACUUUCGUUUGUUCAUCACCAGUGAUCCGUCCACGAACAUCCCUAUUGGCGUCUUGGAGAGAUCUAUUAAGCUCACCAACGAGCCUCCGACUGGACUUCGUGCCAACGUCAAGCGUGCGUUCUGCUGCUUCCCCAAGACUAUCGUCGACGAGCUGGAACCUCGCACACGUUGUAUUUUGUUUGCUCUCUGCUACUUCCACUCGCUCAUGCUGGAGCGCAAGAAGUUUGGACCGCAGGGAUUCAACAUGCUGUACCCAUUUGCUGCCAGCGACUUACUUGCCAGCAGUACAGUACUGCGAAACUACAUGGACAAUGCUCCGGCACGUGUACCGUGGCCGGAUCUACGGUAUCUGUUCGGUGAGAUCAUGUAUGGAGGCCACAUAGUGAACGAGCUGGAUCGACUCGUGGCUGCUACGUAUCUGCAGUAUUUCCUGCGUGACGAACUAUUGGAAGAGCUGUCGAUGCUUCCGUUUGGUGACGAUGCGAGUGGAGCUAGCGGUGGUGGAAACAGCGGACAGGAUGGAGGAGGUGGAGGAGGCGAUGGAGGAGACGGUCCGAGUGGUGGACAGCAACGUCGCGAGUUCUUGGCACCGAAGCUGUCUGCUGGCUUUGAUCGCAUUCUAGAACAUGUGAACACGUCGCUGCUGAAUGAGACGCCGACUGCUUUUGGGCUGCAUCCGAAUGCCGAGGUUGCAUUUCGAACUGAGAAUGGUCAGAUUCUACUGCAGUCGAUGCUGCUUCUAACUACAAAGGAAGAAGACGUUCAUGGCGACAACAGUGAUGACGAAGACGAAGGCACCGGUGGGUCUGGUGCGAAAGAGACUGGCGACGCGGUUCAACUCGCAGCCGAGGGAGUGCUGCAGGACGUUCUUGAGAACUACAGGGACUUCCGGUUUGAUAUCCAAGAGCUUUUCUUCAAAGGGUCCUCCGACUCAGGCUCACGUGACGGCUCCUCGCGACGAGGUAAAGGAGGCAGACUCUUCUCGUCUGUAGCGACACCCGACGCUGAUGACAUGGAUCCGUUCCAGACUGUGCUGCUUCAAGAGUGCCAGCGUAUGAACUAUCUACUCGAGACCAUGACGGAUUCGUUGGCAGAAUUGGAGUUGGCAUUCCGUGGAGACGUCCCGCUCACUGAGACGAUGGAGAAGCUGCAAACGUUCCUGUACUACGAACGUGUCCCGGAUAACUGGUUGGCUGCAGCGUGUCCAUCGCGUCGGUCACUUGCGCCGUGGUUGGCCAAUUUACAGCAACGAAUUGCACAGCUCCAGGAGUGGAUCGGGUCAGCUCCUGAGCUGCCGUUGGUUUUGUGGUUGCCUGGACUCUUCAACCCUCAAGCUUUCCUCACUUCCGUGCUCCAGACCGCCGCUCGCAAACACAACGUGGAGCUGGACUCGCUACGAAUCACAGCUGACGUGACGAAGAGAACGAUUGAUACGGUGGAUGCUCCUGCUCGCGAUGGCCAGUUUAUUCAUGGUCUGUACCUCGAAGGUGCGCGUUGGGACUUCGGUAAUGGCGUUCUGGAGUCAAGUUUACCCCGAGAAAUGUAUGUGUCGAUGCCUGUGCUCACAUGUCGAGCUAUCGUGAACACAGGGAAUAAAGACCAGUCGAGUGGGCCAGGAAGUGGAGGUGGGGGCAAAGCAGGAGCCAGCAACGUGUUUGAGUGUCCUGUGUACAGGACUCAACAGCGUGGACCGACGUUGAUUUUCAUGUCACCACUCAGGACGAAAGUUCCACCGGCAAAGUGGGUACUUGCAGGAGUGGCGAUGCUCAUGGAGGUUGUUUGAUGCGAUCGAGAUAAUCGUACAUAGUAGCAGUAAGUAGUGUGCAUUUCGUAACAUAUUCAUCUCCCUUAUCUCCUCAUAGUCAUCAGUGGAUUUGUAGCUAACGGAUUGCUGGCCGAGCUCGCGUUCGAGGUAUCACAGCCUCCACCAUGCAUGGCCUGUGCCCCCGGAUACCUGCGAUAUUGACAGGGUGUGAUGUCUCUGAGCUCCACUCUAUUGUUUCUGUUAGGAACACAGCCAAACGAUACUCCACGAGGUUGUGCUGGAGCACGUUGAAUGCGAAGAGGACGCUCGACAUUUCGUUUUACUGAAUCCAUUGUCGAGGUUUGUUCUUGUCGGACUGGUAGUACAGAUCUUUGCUUGGGUU
Molecule: messenger RNA, 15510 nt
Organism: Phytophthora nicotianae INRA-310
Lineage: Eukaryota; Oomycota; Peronosporomycetes; Peronosporales; Peronosporaceae
Exons: 1
Coding region: 207-15146 (4979 amino acids)
Biological process (GO): microtubule-based movement
Cellular component (GO): dynein complex
Molecular function (GO): ATP binding; minus-end-directed microtubule motor activity; dynein light intermediate chain binding
Source: RefSeq, a predicted model, not a curated record